AUGGUGAAAGCAUAUCUUCGCUAUGAAGCAUUAGCAUCAUUUGGUGUUAUUGCUUCUACACUCGCCAACAUUAUCUAUGAUCACACCGGAAAAAUCGCAAUUGCUCCUGCCCUUGAAGAAGUCAUAUUGUGGGAUCUCAAAAAGGGUAUCGAGGUCGGCAAAUGGAGAGAAUUUGGAAACAAAUCAGAAGUUACAUGUAUUGCCAAGAGCCCAAACAACAAAGAUUUCGCAGUUGGUUAUGGCGACGGUACAAUUCGUAUCUGGAAUAUUCAAUCCAACACAUCUACAGUGACAUUGAGUGGCCAUCGUGCUGCUGUCACUGCUUUAGCUUUCGAUAACGAUGGAACUCGUCUUGCAUCUGGAUCAAGAGAUACAGAUCUCAUCAUUUGGGACAUCAUUUCAGAGUCUGGUUUAUAUCGUCUCAAGGGCCAUAAGGAUCAAAUUACUUGUUUGGCUUUCCUGGACCCCAAGAAGAUUGAUGAUGAAACGGAAGUCGGUGUCUCCAACGAAGGCUAUGUACUUUCAUCCUCCAAGGAUACAUUGAUCAAAUUAUGGGAUCUAUCAGCACAAUAUUGUCGAGAAACACUAGUGGGUCAUCGAAGUGAAGUUUGGUCAUUUGCUGUGUCCAAGGAUCAAAAAGUCAUCAUUUCUGGUGGCGCAGAAGCACAACUCAAAGCUUGGAAGAUUGAUUGGAAGAUUUUAGGUUUAUCCUUGGAGGAACUUGGGCAGGAAGACCAGAUGCAAAUUGAUAGCGCUACACCUGCUACAUUACAAAAGGCCAUCAAUGUGUAUGGUCAGAUCCCUCGUCAGUCCCGUGAUCGCAUUGUUACCAUUCAGUUUCACCCAUCUGGCAAAUUUGUGGGUGUCCAAGCCAACGACAAGUCAGUAGAGGUGUACAAAUUGCGCGAUCAUGAAAGCAUCCGCAAGAAGAUCCAGCGUAGAAAGAAGAGAGCAAGAGAGAAGGGAAAGGACGAGGCUGAAAUCAGCAACGAAAUCGAGGCCGAAGACGAAUUUACAUCAGAAUGCUUGGUUCGCACACCUGCCAAAGUCCGUAGCUUUGAUUUCGCUCCUGUUGCAGAUGUCGAGAAGGCUGGCGAAAUCCAAAUUGUCGCUUCGCUGAGCAAUAAUACCAUUGAGGCAUACACUGUCCCUAUUACACACGAAAAGAAGGAGGACGCCGAAGCAUCACGUUUAUAUUCCAUCGAUGUGCCUGGCCACAGAUCAGAUAUCCGUACAUUGGCUCUCAGUAGUGAUGACGAGUUAUUGGCUUCAGCGUCCAGUAACCUACUCAAGGUGUGGAACAUUAAGACAAGAGCCUGUAUUCGAUCUAUCGAGUGUGGUUUUGCUCUUUGCAGUGCGUUUCUUCCUGGCAACAAACACAUCAUCAUUGGCACCAAGACGGGUGAAUUAGAACUGUACGACAUUGGCUCCUCAUCGCUGGUGGAAUCUGUCAAAGCUCACGACGGUGCAGUUUACUCGCUUCAAGUUCGUCCUGAUAAACGCGGUUUUGCUACCGGUAGUGCGGAUAAAGACGUCAAAUUUUGGGACUUUGACAUGGUGCAAGACAAGAACAGUGCUGCCAAACGACUCACUUUUAUUCACAUGAGAACACUCAAGAUGUCUGACGAAGUUUUGUGCGUGCGAUACAGUCCUGAUCAAAACCUGAUGGCCGUGUCGUUGUUGGACUCCACUGUUAAGGUGUUCUACCACGACACUCUCAAGUUCUUUUUGUCGCUGUAUGGUCACAAGCUGCCAGUGCUGUCCAUGGACAUCUCAUCUGACAACAUGUUGAUUGCUACAUGUUCGGCUGAUAAGAACGUCAAGCUAUGGGGUUUGGACUUUGGUGAUUGUCAUAAGUCGUUGUUUGCUCAUCAAGAGAGCGUCAUGUCUGUUCAAUUUGUGUGGGGUACUCACUACUUUUUCACUGUCUCCAAGGAUAAAACUGUCAAAUACUGGGAUGGCGACAAGUUUGAGAACAUCAUGAAGUUGGAAGGCCAUCAUGGUGAGGUGUGGGCUUUGGCUGUUUCCAAGCACGGCUCAUUUGUGGUGACAGGCUCUCACGAUAGGUCCAUGCGUAUCUGGGAAAAGACAGACGAGCAGCUCUUUUUAGAGGAAGAACGUGAAAAGGAGCUGGAAGAUCUCUAUGAAAACACACUGGUGAGUCAACUGGAAAAGACAGAUGUCAAUGCAGGUGACAUGGAAGUGGAUUCUGCUGGCAAACAAACCAUGGAGACACUGAAGGCCGGCGAAAGAUUGAUUGAAGCCAUGGAUAUUGGCGAUGAGGAGAAGAAUGGCUGGUUAGCAUAUGAAAAUGCCAAAUCUCGUGGUUUGCCUGGUCAGCCUCCUCAACGUCAUGCUAUUUUAAUGGCAAUGGGCGACAUUGAACCUGACAGAUACGUGCUGGAUGUGCUCAAGAAGAUCAAAGCAAAUGACAUUGAAGAAGCACUCAUGAUCUUGCCUUUCUCCAAGGUCAUGUCACUCUUUUCCUAUAUUGAAAGUUGGGCCAAAAAGAACUGGAGCAUUGUGCUGGUGUCCCGUGUGCUCUUCUCUGUCGUGAAAACACAUCACAAUCAAAUUGUUGCUAAUAGAAUGAUGCGCCCUAUGCUCGAUUCCAUUCGUUUCCACCUUCGUGCGCAAUUACAGCGUCAAAAGGAUGUCAUGGGUUACAACAGAGCUGCAUUGACAUACCUCCAACGUGAUUACAAAUCAAGGAAUACUUCUGAUUUCCUUGAUGAAAAUGCAGAUAAGCCUGCUGACGACGAGAAGAAACGUAAAUUUAUUCAAUUAGCCUCUUAG
Molecule: messenger RNA, 2796 nt
Organism: Mucor velutinosus
Lineage: Eukaryota; Fungi; Mucoromycota; Mucoromycetes; Mucorales; Mucoraceae
Exons: 4
Coding region: 1-2796 (931 amino acids)
Biological process (GO): maturation of SSU-rRNA
Cellular component (GO): Pwp2p-containing subcomplex of 90S preribosome; small-subunit processome
Molecular function (GO): snoRNA binding; protein binding
Source: RefSeq, a predicted model, not a curated record